This is a messenger RNA of Symbiodinium natans, 4839 nucleotides long. The record is from the annotation of a GenBank genome assembly. NCBI's taxonomy places the organism in Eukaryota, Dinophyceae, Suessiales, Symbiodiniaceae.
AUGCUCAAGAGCCUCCUCCUGGAACUGGUCAACGACAGUGUCAACAUUAUCUCUGCGAAGAAGGGCAAGCACAACCAUUGGAGUCAGGACCCUGUGCAUCUGGCUGUGUUACGAAAGAUUCUGGCGAGGCUCAUGACAGUCAAGGGUGUGAGCACUUCUCUUCACUGUGAGACGCUUCCUCUUCCUAUGCCUUUCCUUCGAACAGAUUCGGCACCUUUGAGGAUGAUCAUAAAGGGCGACGUAAAGGCAUGGACGAUGAAGACGAUCGAGGACCUGCGCACCUUCACCGACAGCCAGCUGAAGGCAAAGGUCUACAGCGAAGAAUGGGUCAUAGCAAUCUUCGGCUCUUCACCCAAGGACCGCGACUACUGGGAGAUCGACAAGGCCCGCGGCCGGGCAACAAGACAUCAUCCACAACCGCGAGUUGCAAUGUUCACUCCUCGAGAAGAUGAAGGGCCCCUCUCCAUUGAGGAGCUCGAGGCUACACGGACCACCGUCGCCAUUCCUUUCGACUCUCCAGGUCCCAAGGUGGUCAUCAAGGAUGAAUGGACAUCACGGGAGAGUUCGAGGGCGGCUCUGGAACAAGGCCGCUGGACCGGCACGACUGAGUUCACCAUUCGUGUUGUUGAUGAUGACCCAGAACCUCCUGAAGAUCCUGUUGCGCGAGCAGCUGAUAGCCGUCAGGACGAGCUCGAUGCCGAGGAGACUCAGGAGGAAGCUGAACAUGCUGAGCAGGCAGGGGCCGAGGAUGGUGGUGUGCUCGAUCCGCCCAGGAGAACCAACUUCGAUUUCCGCCGUGUGUUGGUCAGGCUGCCCAGGUUGGCCAGGUCGGAUCCAGAUCAGGCCAAAAGAUUGAUUUUGGGACUUCACGAGAGAUUUUGGCACGCGAAUGCCAGUGACCUUCAGUCAUUGCUCAGCCGAGCAGGAAUGCCCAGCGAAGUGCUGAAGAUGGUGCCUGAGACGAUCGCAAGCUGUGGAAUCUGCAGACGAUACAGCAGACUGAAGAGCAAGCCUGUGGUCAAGACAAGUCAUCCAGGAUCGUUUAAUGUCGAGGUCCAAGCGGACUAUUUCCAGCUCUGGGACCAAUGGUUCAUGAUCUUGAUCGACGUUGCGACCAGGUACAAGACGAUCAUCAAGGUUCCUGGCCGAGACCUUCAAGCAGCUCUGCAUGCGAUCCUCCAGCACUGGUUGCGCUACUUUGGUCCCAUGCGCAAGCUGAUUUCCGAUCAGGAGUCGUGCCUUAUGUCCCACGAGGCAGCUGCUGAGCUUGAACGGCUGAACAUCCAGAGAGCGCCCGCAGGCACCACACGUGGGCGUGCUCAAGGCGAGCACACGACCACCGGUCUGGUGGAGAAGCACGUUGACUUGGCGAAGAUUUGCAUGCUUAAGCUACGGGCUGAAGCUGAACGUCAAGGGCUAGACUGUGAUCUCGGCGACAUAGCAGCAGAGGCCAGUUUCGCUCAGAACGCCACAAUCAACAUCGGUGGCUACUCGCCUCACAUGAUGGUGACUGGAACGCUUCCGAUGCCCUACUACGACAUCGACGCUCCGGGAAUACAGGCGUUCACUGGGGCCGACCAGGUGAAUCCUACGGUCUACGAGCGAGCUCUUCGACUACGGCAACUGGCUCUCACUGCUGCAGCUCAGUCCAUCGCUGAGGACCGUAUUGCGAGGGCAGGACACACUCGACCUCAGCGUCUACCAAUCGAGAACAUGCAGCCAGGUGUCACCGAGAUUGAAUUUCAUCGUGAAGAUGCUGAUGGACUUGGUUGGCGUGGACCAGGUCUUCUCCUGAAGCUGCAGGACAACGGCUCUGCCAUCGUGGAGUACCAAGGAAGGCCAUACUUGAUACCGAUGCGUAAUCUCAGGAUCUUCCGCGGUACCUACUACAACGACUUCCAUGGAAACGUGCAGGACAGGAAGCGGCAAGAGUUUGACUCAUGGGUUGCUUUGCGACGACUCAUGGAGAGCGUGGAAGCUUGUGUACCUUUCCGCAUCGAUACCUACGGCCACUUGAAGAACAACCGCGACAAAUGGGUGAAACUGCCACGGUCACUUGGUGAAGCACAGCAGAAGGCCAUCUUCAAUGACAUUGUCUCCGCUGCACAGUUCUUGACUGCCAAACCAUGUCACGGAAUUCGUGUCGGUGUUGGACUAAAGAAAAUGGUUACGCCGGCCAGAACCACCGGCACACUGAUUGCAUGGCGCAAGAACACGGUGCAGAUGUCCAUCAUCGACAACCCCUCGGGCAACGACAUGUCAACGGUGGCUUUCCGUGUCGCGGGGCGAGAGGAGAUGUGCUACAUCUACUUCUACAGCUACGUUUCCGACUUCGUGCAACCUCCGUCUGAGACAUGGUCACCCAAAGGCGUUCCGAUGGAGGAGUCACCGUUUGUGCGACAUGAUCCUCAGGAGCGCCGAAUGCCAGAUGGCGCCAGCAACGACGACGGCAAAAUGGAAGUGGACCCUGCGGACAACAAGCGUGAAGGGCCCGAGUCAAGGACUGUUGUCAUCGGGCCUGAAACCAAGCGUCAGAGAACUUCCUUCACCACACCACCUUCGGAACAUAUGUCGCAAACCUUUCUCAUGAUGCAUCAAAGGCAGCACAUCAUCGACAUUGCUCAGGACGAUCCGCCCGACAUCAUUGACUACGACCCUUCGGUGUCUACGGCGACCACCGCGGGCAUCUUUCAUAUGAGGUCUCCUGGCUGGUUUGCGGAUCUCAAUGUGGGCAACAUCUUCCGCGUCGAUGCCACAACUGACAACAUCGAUGAGAGUCAGGUUGCUCCAAUUUGGCCGUUGGUGGACGAGGCUGACGAGAAGGAAGUCGGACAGUUUGUCAACGAGUCCGCUUUCCGUGCUGUGCGACGAGACUCCUUGGGCAAGGACUGCGCCAUCAUUGAUGCCAUAUGGGUGAGAAAGUGGAAGAAGAUGCCAAAUGGACGCAUGGUGAAAAGCAGAUUGUGUGCACGCGGAUGUCAUGACCCGUGGAAGCAUGAGUUGAGCAGCAGAUCAUCAACGGCAACCAGAUUGUCCCAAAGAAUGAUCCUCACAUCAGCUUCCAACUCCAGGACGAAAUUCCUUGAGAGCUGGGACAUCGCCGGCGCUUUCCUGAAGGGCCUGACCUACGAGAGCCUGUGGCGAGAACUCAAGGAGCUGGGCAUGCAGUGCGUGGAAAGGAUGAUCGCCAUAGUGCCGCCGCGAAAUGUUUGGCGUCACCUUCGCAAGCUCAGCAAAAAGUUCCAGAUCCCCGAUGAGGACAUCCCUGCCUACGUCCUGCUCUGCCUGAAGCCUGUCUACGGUUUGAGUGAGGCUCCUUUGGCAUGGCAGCUCUACCUCCAUAAGUACUUGAAGCAGCUUGGAGGUGUUCGGUCACAUUUUGAUGAAUGCUACUGGUUUUGGCCACAUGCUCAACCUGGACGGUGGCCACGUUCUUCCUUGUCCACUCACGUGGAUGAUUUGGCCGUUGAAGGAGCAAGGACGUGGUUGGAUGAAACCUUCCAGAAGAUGCUAGCAAAGUUUGGCAAGUUGUCCAGGCAAACGUUGCCUUUCAGCCACUGCGAAUGCCGAUACUCCAAGAUUGCUGAUGGCAUCAAGGUGGAUCAGAGUGAGUACGUAAGCAUGCUGCAGCUGAUUCCAAUCGUCAAGGGCGACCCAGAUGAUCGUGAUCUACUUCCAGCUGAACUUACCUCUCUGAGAUCAGCCAUUGGCGGGCUGAUGUGGACAGGGUUGACUCGUCCCGACCUCCUCGCGGAGUUGUCCACCUUGCAGUCAGUGAUGAACAAGGCCAAAGUGAAGCAUCUCAAGGACGCAAAUGAACUGGUUCUUCGAGCGCAACGUGACAAGGAGGCUGCCAUCCUGUACCGCGACUUGGAGUGCUCGAGUUACCGCAUUGUGUGCAUUCACGAUGCCUCAGCAGCAAGCUCGACGAAGAACUACGCUCAGGAGGGCGUGAUCGUGGUGCUCAUGGCGGACUACCUAGAUGUGAAAGAGAACCAUGUGAUCGCCAGCGAUGAGUUUGCGCGCGCAAGAUUGUCAGGCAAGGCCCAGCUGCUGCAUAUGCAAUCAAACAAGGCUAAGAGAGUGAGCUACUCAACUUCGCAUGGCGAGACGUUGGCGGCAAUCAAUGGUCUGGAAUGUGCUACAUUGGUCAGCACGCGGCUUGCCGAGAUCACUUACGGCGGCAAAGCUCCUACCAUCCAGCAGCUUCUAGCUACUCAAGAGAGAGGCUGUGUGUACUUUCCGGUCGACAUGCACACGGACGCGAGAGACUUCUGGGAGUUGAGUACUGGUGCCAAGGCGCUUCCUCAGGACAAGUCCCAACGAUUGUACAUCCUUGCUCAUCGUGAAGCCCGUUCCACCGGGCGCAUCAGAUGGGUCAUUCUGACGCCCACCGAGUGCAUGACCGCGGAUGCUCUGACGAAACCCAUGGUCUCAGAUUGCCUCAUGGAAUGGCUCACGACAGGUGUCAUCAAGUUCUGGAACACUGGUCAUCCCCUGGAGAUGAAGCGACUUCCGCCCGCUGCCCAAGUGUCAGAAGAUGACUUGCUGGCGGGUGACACAGUGCUGCAAGAGAAGGAUGCCUGGUUCAUUGCAAUCCCAGCAUUGGCUACGUCGUCAAAGCUGUUCUAUGUGCUGGUUGCUUCAUCGUUGAUGUCUACUGCCAGGGCACAACCGUCACUGCCACAACCGCAAGACUUUGGAUGGCAUGACCUUUUCCUGGUCAUUCUGGUGAUGCUGAUCUCAGCUACCUCUGCAGCAUUCAUGAAGAGCUGGGUUGAACGAGACAUUGGUCAUCGGUUCAUCAUUCCGAUUGCUUCAAGCCGAACUCUGCCCUAG